AGUUUUGUGAGAAAAAUUUAUAGAAAAAAAGAAGAAAUCACUAAUGUCAUUUAAAAAAGAAAACAUUGCAAAAAUAAUAUUGAUAAAACGUAUUUUUGAUUAUGGGAGGUAAAUAAGUUCAAAAGUAAAAAUUCACUUAUUAGAUAUGGAUCACAUUUUUACUAUUAGCAAAAAACCCAGUAGGUCGUUAAAUCUAUACAAACAAAAUAUAUUCAACAAAUUAGAAAAGUCGAUCUUAUGUUCGAUUUCUAGUACCAAUGUUAUUGCCUUCAGUACUGAAAGUAAUAUAGAAGAAUGUAAUUCUUUAUAUUGGAGUUCUAAUGUAUAUGUCGCCGAUUUAAACAGUCCAUGGCAAAUCCAUAAAGUACUGAGUAAUUCAUCAUCGGUAACAGUGCUACAAUGGGAUUUCACUGGAGAACUUUUACUAAUAGCAGACGAAAGCGGAUACGUGAGAAUAUAUUCUGCUAAGGAUCAUAUAUUAAAUGAUUGGAAUAUUGUAUUACAAACUGUUUUACAGGGAGAACAUAUUUUAGCGGCAGCGUUCUUUCAUUCCGGUAAAAGGAUAUGUUUGAAUGUAGAUAAAAAAGAUAGUUCUUCAUAUAUUGAAAAGUUUCAACACGUGAAAUUUGCAUGUUCUGUGAAACAGUUUGGAAGUAAACCCGCCAAAGGUGCCCUAUUGCUUACAACUACAGGCAUGUUGGCUGCUGUGUUACUUCCGCAACCCACUUGCCAAACUCCAAUGAUAAUGGCAACUGAAAGUUUGGGACCUACAAGAAUAUUUAUAAAGACUGCUGAUAUUUGUUAUGGAAAAAAUGGACAUUUCUUGUUAGCGGUUAGCAGUGGUGAUCCUUCGAUGCCAAUACAAUGUUACAAAGUAUCUGUAAAGAAAGAAGACGAAAAGUGUACCAUCAAAAGUCAAUCUUUACUUAGUUUCUUCUUAAACGAAGCUCCCAAAGAGGCGUUAAUGGAUCAAAUAACAAAAGAAAGAAACUGUUCUGUGAGUCAUAUAAAAUGGAUAAUGCGAGAAGAUGCUGAUUCUUUAGUCGUUGCUGCCAGUAGUCAAAAAAUGAGCUGUCUACAAGUAUGGGAACUCAGAGAAAAAGCUCUACCAGUUCAUAAGUCGUUGGGAAAAGCGGAUACUCCACAAUUUUUUAAUACUGUGUUGUGGCAACACCAAUGUCACUUCCAAUACAACAGCUUGGUGACUUCUCUAGCUACUAGCAAACUAAGUCUAAUGAAUAAUAUAUCGUGCGGAUAUGUAGUAGUUACAUUUGCGGAUAAUUCUAUCCAUUGUCUUUAUAGAGAUACGUUGAAACAGAUAGUGUUUACUACGUUAUCCGUUGUACCAAGAUAUUUGGAUGAACCUAAUGCUAAAUAUCAAAAAGUGAGGACAAACAUAUCCAGUAUUGAUUUAUCUUGGUUGGGAAAUGUACUUUUAUGUGUAGAUUCCGAUGAUAAUUUACAUUUAUUCAAACUACCACCUCAGAUUGACAGUUCGGUUCCUUUGAGCGUACCAUAUUGUACGACAAUUCUGGAAUAUUGCCUAGUUAGCGGAUUAGACUGGCUCGAUUUGUUAUUAGUUCUACGACCAAGUAUGCUAGAUGCCAUUUGCGAUAGGUUAACGGAGAGUUUUAACAGACAACCACCAUCUGUUCAACAGUUCUUCCACGUACAAUAUUUGUGUAUAAAAAUAUCCCUUCAUAGGUUGAGUUUUCAGGGGCAAGGAAAAGCGAACGAUUUAUCACAAUUUAUGAUGCUGCACAGUAUAUCGACCGCUUUUAAAAGUCUUCUAAGACCCAGCGAGAUGAAUAGUCACGAAAAGAGUCCAGCUGAUUCAUUAGCCGGUGUUAUAGCUGAAGGUCAAAGUGAUGUCGACAAAGCUCUUACCUUGAUGCAUCUGGAAGCUAAAGAUUUCACUGUGGAAACGACGACGCUUCAAAGUUUGCAACAGCUCAUUCAAUGGGUGGCAGAUUUGGCACUCAAUCUUCUUCUUAAACUACCGGAUAGUCGACCGGCUCCUGGAAAAUCGUACGAAUUAUUAAGAGAUGUUAAGGCGUUAAAUAUGCUUAGAGAAAUGUUGGUACUAAUACGGAUUUGGGGAUUACUAAGACCAGCAUGUCUUCCAGUUUUCGUAAAGAGUGACACCAAUUUGGACGUAUUGGCGCUGGUAUUCCGAUUAUUGAGCAGACUGGUACAGAACGUCAACGAACCUGAUGAUACUUUAAUUGACGAUUGUUGCCAAUUGCCCAGUCAAGUGGUACAGGUACCUUUACUACAACCGUGCAACAACAGAGUAGUUUUAGGAUCACCUCAAUUAGCUCAACAAAUUCUACCAUUGCAGUUAGAAUUCAAUACAGAACCGGAAUGUCUUGCUUAUAAUUUAGAAAAUAAUCCUAAUCAGACCAUAGAUGCCAUAAGGCAUUUAUACCUUGGAAAAUAUCCAAGGAAAGUUAAGCAAUGCGUUAGGUGUGGAGGAAGCGCCGGCACCGUACCCGUAACUAGAACCGCAGCUAUACGAGCAUGGGAUCAGAGAUGGAUGAGAUCGUGUCAAUGUGGAGGUCAAUGGAGAAUGCAGAUUUUUUGCGAUUGAAGAUAAUUAAAUAACAUCGAAUUGUCAUUUAUUUCUAAUAAAACUUUUUGAGAAAAA
This is a messenger RNA of Diorhabda sublineata, 2647 nucleotides long. RefSeq names its product mediator of RNA polymerase II transcription subunit 16 (gene MED16). The record is from RefSeq and is a predicted model, not a curated record. NCBI's taxonomy places the organism in Eukaryota, Metazoa, Arthropoda, Insecta, Coleoptera, Chrysomelidae. Gene Ontology annotation, molecular function: protein binding. Bases 146 to 2590 code for a protein of 814 amino acids. The transcript has 14 exons. Gene Ontology annotation, biological process: positive regulation of DNA-templated transcription. Gene Ontology annotation, cellular component: mediator complex.